Messenger RNA from Fragaria vesca subsp. vesca, 1782 nucleotides. RefSeq names its product GDP-mannose transporter GONST3-like. The record is from RefSeq and is a predicted model, not a curated record. Gene Ontology annotation, molecular function: mRNA binding. Gene Ontology annotation, cellular component: U1 snRNP; U2-type prespliceosome. The transcript has 6 exons. Bases 116 to 1675 code for a protein of 519 amino acids. Gene Ontology annotation, biological process: mRNA splice site recognition. Lineage: Eukaryota; Viridiplantae; Streptophyta; Magnoliopsida; Rosales; Rosaceae.
AGGGACUCAAAGCUCACUCCUAUUUCUUCCGAUUUUCCUUCUCUCCAAUCAAAAUUAGUUUUGUUUCAAAUUCAAACCUUUCUGGAUUGAAAAUACUUCUCUGUUGGCGGAGCUCAUGGCAACAGAGGAAGAGGGAAAGGGGUACAUGGAAAUUGACUGGGAUGACAAGGAGAUUUGUAGGUACUAUAUGGUUCGGUUUUGUCCUCAUGAUCUCUUCGCCGGUACUCGAAACGAUCUAGGACCGUGCUAUAGGAAACACGAUCCGAAGCUGAAAGAGAGAUUUGAGAAGUCCCCAAGACAUGGUGAAUAUGUGCAGAAGUUUGAAGCUGAACUUGCUCAGUUUUGUGAGAUGUUGGUGAUGGAUUUAGAUAGAAGAGUAAGGCGUGAACAAGAACAACAUUCUUUGGAUGUGGAACCUGCACUAAGUCCAUUGCCAACUAACAAGUCUGAACAAUUAUUUGUCCUGGAGGAUAAGCUAAAGAACUUGCUUAAGCAAGUAGGUGCCCUUGGUGAAAUUGAAAAGGUGGAUGAAGCUGAACCACUCAAUAGAAAGAAUCCUGAAGUCAGUGAAGAUCAGGAUGGUUCUAGUGCUCCUGCUCUUACCAUCCAACAAAACUGGUACAGUAUUUUACUCCAGCACAUCUCAGUUUAUGGAAUAGCCGCUGGUUACUGCUUAUCUGCGUCAUUGCUUUCCAUCAUCAACAAAUGGGCUGUGGUGAAAUUUCCUUAUCCUGGGGCACUGACUGCGUUACAGUAUUUUACAAGUGCUGUUGGGGUCCUCCUCUGUGGCUGGUUUAAGUUCAUAGAGUAUGAUUCCCUUGACCUCCUUACUAUGUGGCGGUUCCUACCAGCCGCAAUCAUAUUCUACCUCUCUCUCUUCACCAACAGUGAGCUCCUUCUGCAUGCUAAUGUUGACACUUUCAUAGUGUUUCGAUCAGUUGUUCCCAUUUUCGUUGCAAUUGGAGAGACUCUCUUCUUGCACCAACCAUGGCCGUCAAUGAGGACAUGGAUCUCACUUGGGACUAUUUUUGGGGGAAGUGUGAUUUAUGUGCUAACAGAUUACCAGUUCACUAUCGCGGCUUAUAGUUGGGCUAUAGCUUACUUGAUAAGCAUGUCCAUAGAUUUCGUAUACAUAAAGCAUGUGGUAAUGACCAUUGGUUUAAAUACAUGGGGUCUUGUAUUGUACAACAAUCUUGAAGCUCUUCUACUGUUCCCAUUGGAACUACUUGUAAUGGGUGAAUUGAAGAAGAUUAAGCAUGAGAUCUCAGAUGAAUCAGAUUGGUACUCGUUUGCAGUGAUUUUGCCAGUGGGGUUAUCGUGUGUGUUUGGUUUAUCCAUCUCUUUCUUUGGGUUUUCUUGCCGGAGGGCCAUUUCUGCAACUGGAUUUACUGUUCUUGGUAUCGUGAAUAAGCUAUUAACUGUUGUGAUUAAUCUGGUUAUUUGGGACAAGCAUUCGACAUUUGUUGGUACAGUUGGGUUAUUGAUAUGUAUGCUAGGUGGUGUCAUGUAUCAGCAAUCUACAAGCAAGCCCAAAGAUGUGAAUGAAGUAAAGGCACAACAGACUGAGGAAGAACAACAAAAGUUAAUUGAAAUGAACAGCAGCUCAGAAAGAAACAACAAAGACAGAUGGGCUACAGGAAAUGAACGAGGAAAUGAGAAGUCUCCUUCAAGGUAAUUUUGAUCUCUUAUGUUGCUUGGGAUUUUAAUUUGCCCAUAGCUGCAUCGCAGAAAGAAACAACAAAUACAGAUGGGCUACUGGAAAUGAACGAGGAUGAGAAGUCU